UCCUCCCUCCCUCCAUCCUCCCUCCCUCCAUCUCCUCUCUCUCCUCUCGACAGGCGGCAGGCGGCAGGAUGGACGUCGUAAAUCAGCUGGUGGCCCAGGGUCAGUUCAGGGUGCUGAAGGUUCCUCUGGGCUUCAUUAAGGCCUUAGAAUGGUUUUUCGCCAUCUUUGCCUUCUCCACCUGUGGCAGUUAUUCUGGGAUGUUCAAGAUGUCGGUGGAGUGUAAGAACCGGACCGACAGCGACCUGAAUAUUGAUGUGGACUUUGAGUAUCCGUUCAGACUCCACCAGGUGUACUUCGAUGCGCCCACCUGUAACGGGGGAGAAAAGGAGCGUCUCUUCCUGAUUGGCGACUACUCCUCCUCGGCUGAGUUCUUCGUCACCAUCGGCGUCUUUGCCUUCCUCUACUCCACGGCGGCUCUAAGCAUCUACAUCUUCUUCUUCGAGAAGUACAAGGAGAACAACAAAGGUCCCCUGAUUGACCUGGGUGUGACCGGAGUGUUCGCCUUCAUGUGGCUGGUGAGUUCGGCGGCCUGGGCCAAAGGUCUGUCCGACGUGAAGACAGCGACUGACCCAGGGAAAGUGGUCACUCUGAUCUCCGCCUGCAAUGCUGAAGUGAACCGCUGCCGUGAAGUCCACGACCCGGUCAUGUCCGGACUCAACACCUCUGUGGCUUUUGGUUUUAUCAACCUGAUCCUGUGGGUGGGAAACCUCUGGUUCGUCUUUAAGGAGACAGGCAUCAUUGCUCCCUUCAUGCGAGCUCCACCUCCUCAGGAGAAACCUGCCGCACCAGAAGCCUACGGUCAGCAAGGGGCAUACGAACAAGAUCCCUACGCCAGCAACCAAGGAGGCUACCAACCUGACUACAACCAGCAAGGAUACAACCAGGAUGCAGAGUACGGUCAGGGCUACGGCCAGCAGGCAGCGCCCACUUCCUUCUCCAAUCAGAUGUGAACUGACAGUAAGCAGAGACCGUUGGAGUGAACCAACAGUGGGUCGCCUGCAACCUACCCACAAUGCAACACUCCCAUCUGUCUGCAGGGUUACCGGGUGGGGAGUGGGGGUGGGGGUGGGGGUUUAGAUGUUCACUAUAAUGAAUCGAUGUGUAAAUGAUACAAAAGAGAGUUAUAAAUAACAAAUCCACGACUUGAACAAAGUACCAAAACAACAACAACAACAACAACAACAACAACAACAACGCUGACGAAUAGGAACCCUCUGAAACAAGUGAUGAUGUUGAUAAUUCAUAUUAAUAUAAUCUGUGGAGAGAAUGUAUGUUUGUGUUGUAUAGAUAUCACUUUGAACAGAUAUAUAAUAUAGAUCAACUGUUUAUUCAUGUUUCCUAUCGGUCCCCAUCCUAAGCCCCUCCCCCCUUGCACCAGCCAAUCAUAAAGCAGUUCAGACUGGGUUCAGAUCAGAUCCAAACCAGAUUGAAACUACAAUCAGAUGAAUCCCAACCGACCCUGCGUCCGCCGACGUCACCUCCCGGCUGUUUGCUGUUUGUCUUGCUGCAUGUAAAUAUCAACACAGGAAGUGAUGUCACUCUGAGGACGCAGUAAACCCAGUCUGGACUUCAUGGUGGCGGCAGGUGGAAAUUGGAUCCAAAAUGGCUCCUUGUCAUUACAGUUUGCCCUGUUUGUGUGUUUGAUUAACGAGCUUUGUUCUGCUGUCUGUUACAUUCCUGCGGCGCAAACGUCCGUCUGAAACCAAACCGCCGCUGCUGCUGGUUUCUACUGGUUGCUACUGGUUGCUACUGGUUUCUACUGGUUGCUACUGGUUGCUACUGGUUUCUACUGGUUGCUACUGGUUGCUACUGGUUGCUACUGGUUUCUACUGGUUGCUACUGGUUGCUACUGGUUUCUACUGGUUGCUACUGGUUGCUACUGGUUGCUACUGGUUUCUACUGGUUGCUACUGGUUGCUACUGGUUGCUACUGGUUGCUACUGGUUGCUACUGGUUUCUACUGGUUGCUGGUUUCUGCUGGUUGCUACUGGUUUCUACUGGUUGCUACUGGUUUCUACUGGUUGCUACUGGUUUCUACUGGUUGCUACUGGUUUCUACUGGUUGCUACUGGUUGCUACUGGUUGCUACUGGUUGUUACUGGUUGCUGGUUUCUACUGGUUUGUACUGGUUUCUACUGGUUGUUACUACUUUCUACUGGUUUAGUAGAAGGGAUACAAAAACAAGAAUUAAAGGAUGUUUCCCAAGUUUUAGAAGCUGGUGACUAGUUUAGUUAGUUAGCUAGCUAACAAUUCCCCUUCCUAAAAAUAAUGUUAGCGGCUCCAUAAACUACUGAGUCUACUGCUGGAUGUUCUCCAGACAAUUCAAAUAAAAAUUGGCAAAAUUAAGUUUAUUAGCUCUUGCUAGCUGGCUAGGCUACGUUAAACUUGCAGUGGAUGAGAUGUGAAAUAAAUCUGUCCAGAAAGCAUGAAGACUUUAAUCAAGUAAAACAAAAUGGACGCCAGGGGAACUAGUCUAGUUAACGGUUUGCAUUUUCAGAUAACACUUAAUGAACGAAUCAGCUGUUAGCUUACGUUAGCUGUGCUGCACCAGGAGAACAAAAAGAGAGCCAGCAUUAGCAACCUAAGGAAGCUUCCUGUGUGUCCUUAAACUUUAACCUCCUGCUUCCUCAGACGGACGUUUCCGUCGGAGCUCAACUUGCUGUUUAUUUGUUUUGGGCUUUCAGCCAAUCAGCUGUUUCUGUAAAAGUCUGGAAAGUUUCUGGGUCUGAAAAAUAAGAAAAAAACUUGAUGCUUCUUCUUCGGUUGUUUUUUUGUUUUUGGGAAAGUGAAGCUGUUUUUAGCGUCGGUAUCUUCCUCCGCAUGGUGACGUGUUUCUGCUCGUGUUGUACAGUAACUGAUGAUCAGUGUGAUUCUACUUCCUGUUCUCCUGUACAGGUGUGUGUGUGUGUGUGUGUGUGUGUCUGUCCAUACCUCUUCUAUCUCUCUCUACCACUCACUCUCUUUUCUCUCCUCCUCCUCUUCAUCACUUCUUUCCCUUUUAUUGUCUCCUCUCUUUCUUUGUUUCUUUCCUUCUUCCUCCUCCUCACUUUCUCCUUUUCAAUACUUCCCUUUCUCUACUUCUUUGCUCUAAUUCGCUCCUUCUCCUCUUCCUCUUCCUCACCCUCCUCUGGUUCUUCUUCGUGACUCUCCUCUCUGCCUCUGUGAUGUAACUUCCCGUGUGAUGAUCUAUUCCAGCAUAAGUAACCAUGGCGACGGUGUUGACAGUGCUGAUGAUGAGUGUGUGACUUGUUGCUAUGGAGACGCCCCCCCCCCCCGUGUUUAUUCAGUGUAAAGUUUCAAUAAACUGCGAACUCGUC
This is a messenger RNA of Dicentrarchus labrax (European seabass), 3315 nucleotides long. Its product is annotated as synaptophysin-like. Gene Ontology annotation, cellular component: presynaptic active zone; synaptic vesicle; synaptic vesicle membrane. The transcript has 8 exons. The record is from RefSeq and is a predicted model, not a curated record. The coding region runs from base 69 to 950 and encodes 293 amino acids. Lineage: Eukaryota; Metazoa; Chordata; Actinopteri; Moronidae.